GCUCAGAUGUACACUGACAGAACUAUCACCAUCUUUCAUCGGAUAAGUUUCAAUUGUCAGCAUACGGAUUUACUAACAGUAUUUCUUAAAACAAACUUGCAAGACUUCACAACAACAACUUCUCAACAAUAUCUACUGAGCAUAUAUCUAUCAUGGAACUCACUAUAACGCUUUUGAACGGGAACUCACUUCCCCUGACAGUUCCGCCACACACCACCGUGGGGUCUCUCAAGAGUUUGAUUCAACAACACUUUGAAGUGGCCACAACAAAGCAGAGGCUGUUAGGCGUCAAUGGGAACAACAUCAGUCUCAGCGAUGAUUCAAAAACUUUGAGCGACUAUGGCCUGCAUUCAGGAUCUAAAGUGAUGGUGCUGAUUACGGAGCCCGCUCCUAUCCAGGUGUUCCUGAAAAACGAAAAGGGCCAGACACACACAUAUGAUGUGGUGCCUGGUGAGACUGUAACCCAGUUCAAAGCCAAGGUACAAAACAAGGAGGCAGUCCCUGCCAACCAACAGAGGCUGAUUCAUGAGGGUAGGCAGCUCGAGGAUGGCCAGAGGCUGGAGAACUACAACAUCAGAAAUCAAAGCACCAUCUAUCUGACGCUCCGUCUAAGGGAGGCUGAAGAAACCCAGUAUCGACCUGAAACCACCUGUCACAUGAAGCCCUUAACUUAUUAUGCAUUCCAUGUCUAUAGAGAAAAAGCAAUCAAUCUUGAACAAAAAUGUGAAUUGUCCUACAUUUGUAAUCAAUUGUAAACUUUAAAUUAAGCAUGGCUGAUAUAGGCGUAUAUAAAUGAGAUUGUUAUCAAGUAAUAAACAUGUAUAAAACUAAAA
Messenger RNA from Oncorhynchus nerka (sockeye salmon), 833 nucleotides. Its product is annotated as polyubiquitin-like. The transcript has 2 exons. The coding region runs from base 153 to 755 and encodes 200 amino acids. Gene Ontology annotation, cellular component: cytoplasm; nucleus; cytosolic small ribosomal subunit. Gene Ontology annotation, biological process: modification-dependent protein catabolic process; protein ubiquitination. The record is from RefSeq and is a predicted model, not a curated record. Lineage: Eukaryota; Metazoa; Chordata; Actinopteri; Salmoniformes; Salmonidae. Gene Ontology annotation, molecular function: ubiquitin protein ligase binding; protein tag activity; structural constituent of ribosome.